CUUGGCGGGAGCUAGGAAUUCAUAUUAGUAUCUAAAUAUUGUAUUAUAUAUAUAUUUAAAAUUAACAUUUAUUAAGAACAUGAAUAUUCGAUUUAAGUUUAAGUAAUUUAAAUACAAUAUGCGACGUAGAGAUGAAAAGUUUCCAGAUAAUGGCUUCGAAGCUUGGGGUGGGUAUAUGCAAGCAAAGGUUGCAAAGUUAGAACAGCAAUUUGCUUCUGGUAUCGGCAAAGAAUGUAAACAGACUGAUUUAUUUAAAGGGAUAAGUAUAUUUGUUAAUGGAUUUACCACACCAUCGGCAGAUGAAUUAAAAGAUCUAAUGGCGCAACACGGAGGGGUAUAUCAUAUUUAUCAACGAAGUGAAGAUUUUAUUAUAGCUUCUAAUUUACCAGACACAAAAGUGAAGAAAAUGCCUUUGGCAAAAGUUGUUAAACCUCAAUGGAUAAUAGAUAGUAUAGCUGCCCAACGUGUUUUGGAUUACAAAGAGUAUUUACUGUAUCGGAAUUCAAAGUCACAAGCUAGGCUUCAUUUUAACCAAAUAAAUAAAGUAGAAGAUCAAGUAGAAUUAGUCAAAUGUGAAAAGGUAAACGAUACAUGUCCAUAUAUUAAAAUUUCAGAACUAAGUAACGAUAAAGUAUAUAACAAUGAAAACAGUAUUUCAUCGGAGAGACCUGUCAAAAGUUUGCCCUUAAAUGCAACAUCUAAGAAAAGUGAAGUAAUCGCAAAAACAGCUGCCGAUCCAAACUUUAUAUCUGAAUUUUAUAACAACUCCAGAUUGCAUCAUAUUUCACAACUUGGUGCAUGUUUCAAGCAACAUGUUAAUGAUCUGAGAGAAAACAGUAAUUUCACAUUUAGUGCCCGUGAUGACUUAAGGAACAGAAUAUCAGUAUUAAACAAUUCACAAAAUAAAUUAACAAAGUCACAUUUUCAAAAUGGAAAAACAAUUAUGCAUAUUGACAUGGAUUGUUUCUUUGUGUCGGUGGGCUUACGUAAAAGACCUGAACUAAGAGGCAAACCUAUCGCUGUUACACAUUCAAAAGGUGGACAAAGUCGUCCAAAGAGAUCAGGAGUUGAUAGAAUGACUGAAUUUAACUUGUACAAACAAAAACAGGUCAAGAAGAUUAGUAAAGCAUCUGGUGUUCCUGAAGAAGAUGUUGACAUUGAAACGAGGAUUGAUAAUAUUACUGAAGAUGGUGAUCAAUUUGGGUCUAUGAGUGAGAUAGCUUCCUGUUCCUAUGAGGCUAGAGCUAAAGGCAUCACUAAUGGUAUGUUUAUGGGGGCAGCAUUACGACUAUGUUCUGAUUUGCACACUAUACCUUAUGAUUUUGAGGAAUAUAAGGAAGUAGCAUACACCUUGUACAAUACAAUAGCACAAUACACUUUAGAUAUAGAAGCUGUGUCUUGUGAUGAAAUGUAUGUUGAUUGUACUGAAUUGUUAGAUUACCUUAAAGUGAGUGUUGAUGAUUUUGCAACUGCUCUGAGAGAAGAAAUAAAAAGUAAAACAGGUUGUCCAUGUUCUACUGGUUUUGGUGGUAACCGUUUGCAAGCAAGGCUUGCCACUAAACAAGCCAAACCUGAUGGCCAAUUUUUUCUAACAUCAGACAUUAUCAAUAGCUUUAUGUACUGUAUUAAUCUUAAAGACUUACCAGGUGUUGGCAGACAAAUUUCACACAAGUUAGAAUCUCUGGGACACCAGACUUGUGGUUCUCUUCAAAGUUUAUCUUUAACAUGCCUUCAAAAGCAUUUGGGUAACAAAACUGGACUGCAAUUAUAUGACCAAUGUCGAGGGCAUGAUCCAAACCCAUUAGUGUAUUACACAGUUAGAAAAUCAGUGUCAGCAGAGGUAAAUUAUGGUAUUCGUUUUGAAAAUAAUGAACAAUGUGAAGAUUUUUUAAAACAACUUUCAAUCGAGGUUCAAUCUAGAAUGCAGCAGUUCAAAGUAAUGGGUAAAUGUAUAACACUUAAACUCAUGAUAAGAGCUGAAAAAGCACCUGUAGAAACUGCCAAAUUUAUGGGACAUGGAUUUUGUGAUGUUAUCAAUAAGUCUACUACAUUACUGACUGCUACUAAUGAUGUUCAUCUUAUUACCAAGGAGGUGAUAUCCAUAUGCAGAAAACAAAACAUUGAUCCAAAAGAAUUAAGAGGAAUUGGAAUUCAGGUGACAAAAUUAGAAAGUAUUAAUAAACAGGUUAAAGGUUCUAUUAAUAAGUUUUUUACAAACAAAACUUUAGUAAAAUCAGAAAAAUAUAAAUUAGAAAUCCUUAAACCAAAAGCAGAAGAUGAAAAAAGAGAUCCAAUCACACCAAAGAAACCUAAUAUGCAUUUAUCACCAGUAAAGAAAUCUCCUAAAGUUGAAAAUAUGAAAUCUCCCAUUUUAAAGAGAAAAGGAAGACCUCCAAAAAAUGGAAAAUCCCAAAUUUUUACUUCUUAUAACCCAAUUAGUAGAUUUCUCCAAUUUCCACAAACUAUAUCAGAUGAAGUUAAUACUAAAAAAGAGAUGAAUAGAGAGGUAAAUAAACCAGUAGAAAUUAAACCAACACCUAAACAAAUAGAAGAAGAACAAGAAAGUUUACUUGGCUUACCUUGGGAUAAAGUAAGAGAUUUGCUUAGUGCAUGGUUUGACAGUGGACAAGCACCUAAAUUGUGCGACGUUAAUUUAAUAUCAACUUAUAUGCGAGAAAUGGUUAUCAAUAAAAAAAUAGACAAGGUGUAUGUUUUGGUAAACUUUUUGAGGAGAAGGAUAAGGGAAAUGAAUAUAGACAUCUGGUACGAGGUACAGGAAUCUGUUAUUGAUGAAGUACAAAAUGCAAUGGUAGCUGUGUAUGGAAAAAAGUUGUGGAUAAAUGAUCAAUGAAUGAGAAUUCACUAUUUAUUUAGUGUUUGUCUGAUUUUUAGUAUGGACCAAUUUAUAAUGUGUUGCAAAGUCACAGAAAAGGACAUU
Vanessa atalanta (red admiral) is the source of this 2938-nucleotide messenger RNA. RefSeq names its product DNA repair protein Rev1 (gene Rev1). Gene Ontology annotation, cellular component: nucleus. Lineage: Eukaryota; Metazoa; Arthropoda; Insecta; Lepidoptera; Nymphalidae. Bases 119 to 2851 code for a protein of 910 amino acids. The record is from RefSeq and is a predicted model, not a curated record. Gene Ontology annotation, biological process: error-prone translesion synthesis; error-free translesion synthesis. Gene Ontology annotation, molecular function: DNA-directed DNA polymerase activity; damaged DNA binding; deoxycytidyl transferase activity. The transcript has a single exon.